UCUGACAUCCACAUGCUGCACGGCCUGAAAAGGCAGGGGGGAGCCGGAGGGGAAGCAGAGAACGCGAGCGAGGCAGCAGCCCGCAGCCCGCCCCCAGCACAUCCUCAGACGCGCAGACACACGGCGAGGCGCUGGGCGAGGUGGAGGUGAAGGCGGGCGCGAGCGAACUCGGAGAGGGGCUCGCGCUUUCCAGGCGAUCCCAGCCGCCGCCGCACCACCAGCAGCAGCAACAGCAACAGCGGCAGCGGCAGCAGCAGCUUCCUUCCUCAGACUCCCCUCGUGAGUCUGGCCAAGCGGGUGUAGCCGCUGGGGGAGGCUCCCGCUAGGGGAACUCGGCGAGGGCAAGAGCCCGGCGGCUGCCUCCCACUCCGGCUGUGGGGCUGUCCGGCUGUAGGUGCCUCCGCCCGCGUGUCGGUCCCGGGUGCCGGGAGAUGUGUGUCAGUUUACGCCUCUGAGAUCACACAGCUGCCUGGGAGCCGUGUGAUGCCCAAGGCAAGUCUUGGCUUUUAUUUUUAUUUAAAAAAAAAAUUUUUUUUUUACGUUUGGCUUUCGGGAAAUAUUCGUGAUGUUGUAGGAUAAAGGAAAUGAUACUUUGAGGAAUUGGAGAAGACAUAGAUCCGUUUUGUUUUUAAGAGAGGAAACCCGUCCUGUCUUUCCCGGCUUGCUCCCUCUUUGCUGGUUUGAAGAGCGACCCUCCUCCUGACGAGGUGGGGAUCCAGCAAGAAUAAAGGUGAAGACGGGCCGCCAGGACCCAGGAGGGAGACACUGACCAUUAGAAACCUUUGCAGAAGACACUGUAAGGAAGAACAUAAGCGUGAGAAAAACACAAAGACUUACAAUUACACAAGAAACCUACAAACCCAGCUCUGGAGACAGCCUCCUUCUCCAAAAUGGAUAUGUUUCCUCUCACCUGGGUUUUCUUAGCUCUCUACUUUUCAGGACGCGAAGUGAGAGGCCAACCAGACCCACCCUGUGGAGGUCGUUUGAAUUCCAAAGAUGCUGGCUACAUCACCUCCCCAGGUUACCCCCAGGACUACCCCUCCCACCAGAACUGCGAGUGGAUUGUUUACGCCCCGGAACCCAACCAGAAGAUUGUCCUCAACUUCAACCCUCACUUUGAAAUCGAGAAGCACGACUGCAAGUAUGACUUCAUUGAGAUUCGGGACGGGGACAGUGAAUCCGCAGACCUCCUGGGAAAGCACUGUGGGAACAUUGCUCCACCCACCAUCAUCUCCUCGGGCUCCAUGCUCUACAUCAAAUUCACCUCCGACUACGCCCGGCAGGGGGCAGGCUUCUCCCUGCGCUAUGAGAUCUUCAAGACAGGCUCCGAAGACUGUUCAAAGAACUUCACAAGCCCCAACGGGACCAUCGAAUCCCCUGGGUUCCCUGAGAAGUACCCACACAACUUAGACUGCACCUUUACCAUCCUGGCCAAGCCCAAGAUGGAGAUCAUCCUGCAGUUUCUGACCUUUGACCUGGAGCAUGACCCCUUGCUGGUGGGAGAGGGAGACUGCAAAUACGAUUGGCUGGACAUCUGGGAUGGCAUUCCCCAUGUUGGACCCCUGAUUGGCAAGUACUGUGGGACCAAAACACCCUCUGAACUCCGUUCGUCGACUGGAAUCCUCUCUCUGACCUUUCAUACGGACAUGGCAGUGGCCAAGGAUGGCUUCUCUGCACGUUACUACCUGGUCCACCAAGAGCCGAUAGAGAACUUUCAGUGCAAUGUCCCUCUGGGAAUGGAGUCUGGCAGGAUUGCUAAUGAACAGAUCAGUGCCUCAUCUACCUACUCUGAUGGGAGGUGGAGACCUCAGCAAAGCCGGCUCCAUGGUGAUGACAAUGGCUGGACACCCAACUUGGAUUCCAGCAAGGAGUAUCUCCAGGUGGACCUACGCUUUCUGACCAUGCUCACGGCCAUUGCAACACAGGGCGCAAUUUCCAGGGAAACGCAGAAUGGCUAUUAUGUCAAAUCCUAUAAGCUGGAAGUCAGCACUAACGGUGAAGAUUGGAUGGUGUACCGGCACGGCAAAAACCACAAGGUAUUCCAAGCCAACAAUGAUGCAACAGAGGUGGUUUUGAACAAGCUGCACACGCCGUUGCUAACGAGGUUCGUCAGGGUCCGCCCUCAGACCUGGCACUCGGGCAUCGCCCUCCGGUUGGAGCUCUUUGGCUGCCGGGUCACAGACGCCCCCUGCUCCAACAUGCUGGGGAUGCUUUCCGGCCUCAUCGCCGACCCCCAGAUCUCUGCCUCCUCCACGCGAGAGUACCUCUGGAGCCCCAGUGCCGCCCGCCUGGUCAGCAGCCGCUCAGGCUGGUUCCCUCGGAUCCCUCAGGCCCAGCCGGGUGAGGAGUGGCUUCAGGUGGACCUGGGAGCGCCCAAGACGGUGAAAGGCGUCAUCAUCCAGGGAGCCCGAGGAGGAGACAGCAUCACUGCGGUGGAAGCCAGGGCAUUUGUGCGCAAGUUCAAAGUCUCCUACGGUCUAAACGGCAAGGACUGGGAAUACAUCCAGGACCCCAGGACCCAGCAGCCGAAGCUCUUUGAAGGGAAUAUGCACUACGACACCCCUGACAUCCGAAGGUUCGACCCCGUCCUGGCACAGUACGUGCGGGUGUACCCCGAGAGGUGGUCACCGGCAGGAAUCGGGAUGCGGCUGGAGGUGCUUGGCUGUGACUGGACAGACGCCAAGCCCACAGUAGAGACGCUGGGACCCACCAUGAAGAGUGAAGAGACCACCACCUCAUAUCCCAUUGAUGAGGAGACCACAGAGUGUGGGGAGAACUGCAGCUUUGAGGAUGACAAAGAUUUGCAGCUCCCUUCAGGAUUCAACUGCAACUUUGAUUUCCCGGAGGAGACCUGUGGUUGGAUGUACGACCAUGCCAAGUGGCUCAGAAGCACCUGGACCAGCAGCUCCAGCCCAAACGACCGGACAUUUCCAGAUGACAGGAAUUUCUUGCGGCUGCAGAGUGACGGGCGGCGAGAAGGCCAGUACGCGCGGCUCAUCAGCCCACCGGUCCACCUGCCACGAAGCCCUGUGUGCAUGGAGUUCCAGUACCAAGCCACCGGCGACCGCGGGGUGGCGCUGCAGGUGGUACGCGAAGCCAGCCAGGAGAGCAAGCUCCUGUGGAUCAUCCGCGAGGACCAGGGCAGCGAGUGGAAACACGGGCGGCUCAUCCUGCCCAGCUACGACAUGGAGUAUCAGAUUGUGUUCGAGGGAGUUAUAGGAAAAGGACGUUCGGGAGAAAUUGCCAUUGAUGACAUUCGGAUAAGCACCGACGUCCCGCUGGAGAACUGUAUGGAACCCAUCUCAGCUUUUGCAGGUGAGAAUUUUAAAGUGGACAUCCCAGAAAUACACGGGAGAGAGGGCUAUGAAGACGAAAUUGAUGAUGAGUACGAGGUGGACUGGAGCAACGCUUCUUCCCCAACCUCAGGGGCCGGUGCCCCUUCAGCCGACAAGGAAAAGAGCUGGCUCUACACGCUGGAUCCCAUCCUUAUCACCAUCAUCGCCAUGAGCUCGCUGGGCGUCCUCCUGGGGGCCACGUGCGCGGGGCUGCUGCUCUACUGCACCUGUUCCUACUCGGGCCUGAGCUCCCGCAGCUGCACCACCCUGGAGAACUACAACUUCGAGCUCUACGACGGCCUCAAGCACAAGGUCAAGAUGAACCACCAGAAGUGCUGCUCAGAGGCGUGACGGAUUGCACCCCAAUCACAUCUGACAUUUCAUUCCAGCAAAAGAGGCUCGUGAAGAUUACAAUUUUUUUUCCUUUGGAAACUGAAUGCCAUAAUCUCGAUCCAACCAAUCCAGAAUACCGAAGGUGUGGACACGCUAGACAGGCGAGGUGAGAGGAGGGGCGAUGCAGCCGCACUGGGGGAGUUACGACCCACCUAGCACCCCGGUGGCGGAGUCAUUGCUGGGACGAAGACGGGAGCUCAUCUCUUUGGGGUUAGAGUCCUAUUUUGUUUGUGAGUUUGUUAGUAUUUUAUUUCUUUGGUCUGUGAGCAACUCAAGGAGGCAGAAAAGAAUGACUUUUCCAGUAGAGAAGCAGAGCGGUGAUCAUUAUUCUCAGCUUUCUCUUUCCAAUCAACACUUGAAAAGCAAAGAGCCUUUUCAGACUUUAAAUCUUUAGGAAAAAAAUUUAAAAAAAAAAAAAAAAAGCUGUCCAGCAUAUCCUGUCCUCCGGUCCUCUCACGACUUACGGGAUUUGCUGUGGUGUCCGUUCUGCCAGCCAACCCUACAAGCUGCCGUUUCCAGUCCUAGCAUUUAAGUAGGAUGUUGUUGCCUUUAAAUUUUUUUAUCCAGGGGAAAAUUGCCAUUUUAGGGUCAGCAUGAACAGCUAUUUCUUAUAUGUGAUUUAAAACAAACCAGAAAGGAAACUUCACACGUCAAAACCCAUAGAAGCACCUCCAUGUUAGAAGUGGACAGGCCUUAACAUGCUUUGUGAAUAGGAGCCAUUCAGACCAGAAUUUGCGGCUGUGAGGCUGCCCUGGGGGGCCUCUGGGGGUGGUUUUGUUUUUCUCUUUUCCCUCCACCUUGUGCUUCUAAAACAUAUACAUACACACACGUGCACACACAUGCACACACACGCACAUUUGUCCAUUCUCUAAGCUCCAGGAAAUAGCAUCGUUUGAUAUUUUCAGAGAUGGGGUGGGGAAACACAGGCCUUUAGUAUGUUUUCUGUGUCAGUGAGAUGUAACUGGUGAGCACUGCAUGGAAAGGAGAACACUGGAGAGGGAAAAAGAAGUCCACCCCCUGUGAUCAGGUGAUGACAAAGGCUGAGCAGACUGUACAGAGAUGUUUUGAUGAAUUAGUCUCUCUGAUAGGCUAGUAAACAUUGAUUUCUCCUUGGGGUUACAGCCACCACCUCAACCUUUUAGGGAAGUCCGUCCCAGGAGGUAUGCAAGUCUAACCUGACGACUGUAAGCACUGUGGGCCAAAAUGCAAAUAACACUGCUUCAACCCCAGAGAGAACUAUGUUCACACACACACACACACACACACACACACAUGCGCGCACGCGCGCCAAUUUAUGUGUUUUUAUUAAGUGCCUUGAGGAACAUGAAGAAAACAAUGUACUUUCCCUCUAUGUAGAAAUCAGUGAAUAUCAUACAUGUUAAGGCAUCCCUCCUUCCCUAACCCCAAUGGCUCCAAUCUCAGUCCCCUCACCUCACCGCUGAUCCUAUCAAUGGAAUGAGCCCUGCUACCCGAGUAGUAGUCGUAGCCCUAGAUGACUCCCCACUACUCUAGAAGGGGAGGCAUCAGGAAUAGAGUGAAACUGUGUGAAGGGUAAGAUUGUCCACGUCAAGAUCCAAAUCUGACUUUGUAGUGAUGCCUAAGGAUUGAUUGCCUGUGUGCUGGAGAUACGUUUGAUACCCAGCCGGUGUGCCCAGCCUAUUGCAUAUCAGUGGUAGACUGUCAGACCAUUUUUGCUGCUAUGGUCACCCACAAUGUCAUUUGUCUGAUACCCAAGUAAAAGGGGAAGGGUGAAUGGGACUGGCCGUCGGUUCCUUUAAAUGUUAACUUAUGGAAAUGCUAGUUCAAACGGUAACGUCACAGUGUUUUGUAUGCAGAGAGGGAGAGUUCAUACCGACAGCUAUUUAUUCAUAUGCGUGUGUGUCUUUGCUGCCGUUGAGUUCUCUGUAUCUACUGUGUAUGUGAAUGGUCACGUGGGACUCAGUGUUGUUGUGACUUUGACUUUGACCUAAGGCCCGAGUGUAACUGCUGAUCUCGGCACUCGUUGGCACAGUGGUAGUUAGAGGUGAAAAGUAAAGCUGCCAAGUCCAAGGGCUUAGCUUUAGGCACCCCCUGAGCUGAGUGGAUAGCAGAAGUAAGUUUUUAAGUAGUCCACCCUCUUCUUUGCCUCCCCAUGUAGCUCAGUGUUCAGGAAGCUAGCACGUCCUAGGGAUUUCCAGAAGUAGCCUGCAGCAGAAGAGAAGUUCAGAGGCAUGCUCUGGGAGUCCUGGCCUGCUCACGCCCAGUGGGCCAUUGUAUAGUUCUCCAAAGACCAGCCUUGUCUCCGGCCUGCCGUUCACCUCUAAGUCGUAUACAACUCAACCUGCAUCCCUCUAUAUCCAUAUUCACCGUGGGCUGAUUUGAAGCCCUAAGUGGAUGGGCCCUGAUUGCUGACCGAAAGUAGGCUACCCAGGGCUACGUGUAGAUACCUCACCAACGCUGGAGGCUGGCCUGUUGUAAGACAGUGGGCCCGAGUAUAACUUGGUCAGGGGCCACCCUGGUUCAUUUGUUGUCUCUAUCUGCAGGUAGGCUGGCUGGCCGUCUCUUUGAUUCGUUCCCUUUGGGAAACCCAGCUCACAGUAUUAAUCUCCUUUUUUGCCUUGUACUGAAUGACACAUUACCUCCACGCUCUCCCGGACUAGACGGUUAACAGGGCCACAGAGUUGCUUUCUCUCUUAGGUGGGGAUGAGGAGUUGACAGGGAUGAGGGUCCAAGGAAUGAGCAUGAAUGGCAAGAAAACAAGGGGAAAGUUAAACCGUCACCCAGAAGGUUAACUUUUCCAGGGUUUGCAGUUAAAGGUGUUCGACCAUUCGCUGGCUGAGCCAGACCACGGGAACUUGAGAGCUUUUACUGUGAUUCUUCGAUGUAAAAAAUAAACAAACAACAAUGUCAAACUGUGUUUAUAUGAUUUGUAUAAAGCCUUUCUAAGAUUACUAUUUAAAUAAACAUUAUACCAGAGAUA
Hipposideros armiger (great roundleaf bat) is the source of this 6687-nucleotide messenger RNA. It is a transcript of the gene NRP2, whose product is annotated as neuropilin 2. Gene Ontology annotation, molecular function: vascular endothelial growth factor receptor activity; semaphorin receptor activity. Gene Ontology annotation, biological process: axon guidance; angiogenesis; vascular endothelial growth factor signaling pathway. Gene Ontology annotation, cellular component: postsynaptic membrane; axon; glutamatergic synapse. The transcript has 17 exons. NCBI's taxonomy places the organism in Eukaryota, Metazoa, Chordata, Mammalia, Chiroptera, Hipposideridae. The record is from RefSeq and is a predicted model, not a curated record. The coding region runs from base 891 to 3686 and encodes 931 amino acids.